This is a messenger RNA of Penicilliopsis zonata CBS 506.65, 883 nucleotides long. RefSeq lists its product as hypothetical. NCBI's taxonomy places the organism in Eukaryota, Fungi, Ascomycota, Eurotiomycetes, Eurotiales, Aspergillaceae. The transcript has 2 exons. The coding region runs from base 203 to 727 and encodes 174 amino acids. The record is from RefSeq and is a predicted model, not a curated record.
UUUUUUCCCUUGGAAAAACCAGUAUCACCAUGCAUAUCUCGCGCCCUCAUUUUUCUUUCAUCUUCCUCUCCAUCCUGUAUUUCCAACCGCUCUUCCUUUUUUUGUUUUUGUUUUUGUUUUUUGUUUUUUUCUGUCUUCAUUUCCGGCGCUGUCCUCGCUCCAGUAAUGAUUCCUGGAUGCAUUGGGUCUUGAGUCUUUUGUUAUGUUAAUUUUUUUUAAUCUCGCAGCUGAUACAUCAUCCGCGCCACUUUCUCUACCCUCCCCCAGACACGGCCACUCUGUUUGUCUGUUCUCGCGACAGUCUGUGUUUCAUCAACACCUUCCUUCCCCGAGUUCUGGAGCCUUGAACCCGGCAUCACCUUUCUCCUUUGUGUGUGUAUAUGAUGGGAAAAUAAGAUUGUUCUUGACGUGGACCUCUUGUUCUGUUUUAACCAACCUGCUUUUCUCCAUGGGGGGAUUGACUCAAGAGAACACAAGGUUCAUCUAUUUUCCACCUUAUACUGUUUUGGUCUUGUUCUUGUUCUUGCCAUUAGCAUGUUUGAUAGGGGUAGAUGUUUUUUUCUUCUUCUUCUCUUCUUUUCUGUCCUGUUACGAAGAGCCUGCAUCCAAUCAAGACCUACUCAUGAAGUGUAUAGAAGUAUUUCCAUUUGAAAACCUUGUAGCUGAGCAUGCUGUCGCAAUAUUUAGGACUGAAGCUCGUUUGAGAUUCUUGCAUGCCAUCGCAUGACUGUCUCCUGUUCCACCGGCAGCAAAACCUCGAGAGAGCUGACCGGCUUUAACCUCAGUCGACGCCAUCCCUCGCUUCAGUCUCAUUCCGAAGGAUAUGUUGAACAAGGCAUUAGCUAUCCUGUGAGGGUUGUGUUGUUUUCAUGCUGGGAGGGCG